This is a messenger RNA of Ylistrum balloti, 729 nucleotides long. Its product is annotated as homeobox protein goosecoid-like. The transcript has 3 exons. Lineage: Eukaryota; Metazoa; Mollusca; Bivalvia; Pectinida; Pectinidae. Gene Ontology annotation, molecular function: DNA-binding transcription factor activity, RNA polymerase II-specific; RNA polymerase II transcription regulatory region sequence-specific DNA binding. The record is from RefSeq and is a predicted model, not a curated record. Bases 1 to 729 code for a protein of 242 amino acids. Gene Ontology annotation, biological process: regulation of transcription by RNA polymerase II.
AUGCAUCACUUGCCGUAUUAUUACACGUCGGAACAAAUCAAGUCCUAUCAGAACAGUAUGUUAGCAGCCGCUGCGUCCGGGAAUCAGUCUCUCUUCACUAUUGAGAGUAUCUUGGCCCCACGACCCCUUCUUACUCACAGACCAUCUCCUUAUUUCCCUUAUCCUAGUCUUCAUCAUUCGGCCCAGGACUUGUUCGCUGCUACAUACAACCCUUUUCCCGGUCUGAUGAACCCAGCUGAUCUGGCACGUGCUGGCCAGAAACGGAAACGACGUCACAGAACAAUCUUUACAGAAGAACAGUUAGAGGACCUAGAGGCCACCUUCAACAAGACACAUUACCCCGAUGUAUUACUGAGAGAAGAACUUGCGAUGAAAAUAGACUUAAAAGAGGAGAGAGUUGAGGUUUGGUUCAAGAACAGGCGUGCAAAAUGGAGGAAAGUCAAGAGAGAGGAAGAAGCCGCUAGGAGACUCUCUGAGGCAGCGAAAAACGGCGAUCUGGAUCCUAAAUCAGACAAAAGUGAAAACGAGACAGAAGCCUCAUGUGGUUCACAAAUCAACAAGAGUACUGACUCAGAUAGUGAUUGUUUUUCUCACAGGAGUACAGACUCACCAAAAAUAGACAUUGAAAAUGAGAUACUGGAGUCUGACGACGACGAAGCAAACACUACAUCCGAUGCCCGCCUUUCCUCCAGUCCGGUUCCGUGUUCUAGUCAUUCACCAACGUCAUGA